This is a messenger RNA of Oryza brachyantha (malo sina), 11559 nucleotides long. RefSeq names its product E3 ubiquitin-protein ligase UPL2-like. The record is from RefSeq and is a predicted model, not a curated record. Gene Ontology annotation, biological process: proteasome-mediated ubiquitin-dependent protein catabolic process; positive regulation of protein catabolic process; protein polyubiquitination. Bases 181 to 11106 code for a protein of 3641 amino acids. Gene Ontology annotation, molecular function: protein binding; ubiquitin-protein transferase activity. The transcript is spliced from 17 exons. Lineage: Eukaryota; Viridiplantae; Streptophyta; Magnoliopsida; Poales; Poaceae.
UUCCUCACGCCGCAACCCUUCCUCUCUCUCUCUCUUCUCGACUCAUCUCCUCUCCUCUGCCCUCCGCUCCGCCGCCUUCGAAUCCCGCCGCGCUGCGCGCCCGCCCCACGCGGCCGAUGUGUCUGCCGCGCCGGCGCGAAACCCUAGAGGUGAGGUGCAGUUGAGGGGCCCCGAUCGGAGAUGGCGGCGGCGGCCAUGGCGGCGCACAGGGCCAGCUUCCCGCUCCGGCUGCAGCAGAUCCUGUCCGGGAGCCGCGCCGUGUCGCCGUCGAUCAAGGUGGAGUCCGAGCCGCCAGCAAAAGUUAAAGCAUUUAUUGAUCGUGUAAUCAGUAUUCCACUACAUGACAUUGCUAUACCACUUUCAGGCUUCCGCUGGGAGUUUAAUAAGGGAAAUUUCCACCAUUGGAAGCCUCUUUUUAUGCAUUUUGAUACAUAUUUCAAGACGCACAUUUCUUCAAGGAAGGAUCUUCUUUUAUCUGAUGAUAUGGCUGAGGGUGAUCCUUUGCCUAAAAAUACGAUCCUACAAAUUCUGAGAGUAAUGCAGAUUGUUUUGGAAAAUUGCCAGAACAAAACAUCAUUCUCUGGUCUUGAGCAUUUUAGGCUUCUGCUGGCAUCAUCAGACCCUGAGAUAGUAGUGGCUGCGUUAGAAACACUUGCUGCAUUGGUUAAAAUAAACCCUUCGAAGUUGCAUAUGAAUGGGAAGUUGAUAAAUUGUGGAGCUAUAAACAACCAUCUUCUAUCAUUGGCCCAAGGAUGGGGUAGCAAGGAGGAAGGUCUGGGCUUAUAUUCUUGUGUUGUGGCAAAUGAGAGAAACCAGCAGGAGGGUUUGUGCUUAUUCCCAGCAGACAUGGAGAACAAAUAUGAUGGAACACAGCACCGUCUCGGCUCAACUCUUCAUUUUGAAUAUAAUUUAGCACCUGUCCAAGAUCCUGAUCAAUCCAGUGACAAGACUAAACCAUCUAAUCUGUGUGUGAUACAUAUCCCAGAUUUGCACCUUCAGAAGGAAGAUGAUUUGAGCAUAUUGAAGCAAUGCAUUGAUAAGUUUAAUGUGCCUUUAGAGCACAGAUUUUCCUUGUUUACAAGGAUAAGAUAUGCCCAUGCCUUUAACUCGCCAAGGACAUGUAGGUUAUAUAGCCGCAUAAGUCUUCUUGCUUUCAUUGUUCUUGUGCAAUCCAGCGAUGCCCAUGAUGAACUCACAUCUUUUUUUACAAAUGAGCCAGAGUACAUAAAUGAGUUAAUCAGGCUUGUCCGCUCAGAGGAAUUUGUUCCUGGACCCAUACGAGCACUGGCUAUGCUUGCACUGGGAGCACAGUUAGCAGCUUAUGCAUCAUCCCAUGAGCGAGCUCGGAUACUUAGUGGCUCAAGUAUCAUAUCUGCUGGUGGAAAUCGGAUGGUCUUGCUCAGUGUUCUGCAAAAAGCUAUAUCAUCACUAAGUAGCCCUAAUGAUACAUCAUCUCCGUUAAUUGUUGAUGCCCUUCUGCAGUUCUUUCUGCUCCAUGUGCUAUCUUCUUCGAGUUCUGGGACCACUGUUCGGGGUUCAGGGAUGGUUCCGCCACUCUUGCCCCUUUUGCAAGAUAAUGAUCCUUCCCACAUGCAUCUUGUCUGUUUGGCAGUGAAGACACUUCAAAAGUUGAUGGAGUACAGCAGCCCUGCUGUUUCUCUAUUUAAAGAUUUGGGUGGUGUAGAACUUUUGUCCCAGAGGUUACACGUGGAGGUGCAGCGUGUUAUUGGUGUUGACAGUCAUAAUUCAAUGGUUGUUGGUGAUGCAUUGAAAUCAGAAGAGGAUCAUCUCUACUCUCAGAAGAGAUUGAUUAAGGCUUUGCUCAAGGCAUUGGGGUCUGCUACAUAUUCUCCUGCAAAUCCUUCUCGUUCUCAAAGCUCCAAUGACAAUUCUUUGCCCAUCUCACUUUCCCUUAUAUUUCAGAAUGUUGAAAAGUUUGGUGGUGACAUUUAUUUUUCAGCAGUUACUGUUAUGAGUGAGAUAAUUCACAAGGAUCCUACAUGCUUUCCUUCUUUGAAGGAACUUGGUCUUCCAGAUGCUUUUCUGUCGUCAGUGAGUGCUGGGGUAAUACCGUCUUGUAAAGCUCUUAUUUGUGUUCCUAAUGGUCUGGGUGCUAUAUGCCUUAAUAACCAAGGACUUGAGGCUGUCAGGGAAACCUCUGCUCUGCGUUUUCUUGUUGACACAUUCACCAGCAGGAAGUACUUGAUACCAAUGAAUGAAGGUGUUGUCCUUUUAGCUAAUGCAGUAGAAGAGCUUCUUCGUCAUGUGCAGUCCCUAAGAAGUACUGGUGUUGACAUCAUUAUUGAAAUAAUUAACAAACUUUCUGCACCUCGUGAAGACAAGGGCAAUGAACUAGCCAGUUCUGAUGAAAGAACAGAAAUGGAGACUGAUGCGGAAGGACGUGAUUUGGUAAGUGCUAUGGAUUCCUGUGUGGAUGGCACUAAUGAUGAGCAAUUUUCUCAUCUGAGCAUUUUCCAUGUGAUGGUUUUGGUGCAUCGGACAAUGGAGAACUCCGAAACCUGCCGGUUAUUUGUGGAGAAAGGAGGCCUGCAAGCACUUUUGACACUCCUGUUGCGACCUAGCAUUACCCAGUCAUCAGGAGGAAUGCCUAUUGCUUUGCAUAGCACCAUGGUGUUUAAGGGCUUUACUCAGCAUCACUCUACUCCACUUGCACGUGCAUUUUGCUCUUCCUUAAAGGAGCAUUUAAAGAAUGCCUUGCAGGAACUUGAUACAGUUGCAAACUCAAGUGAAGUGGCAAAAUUAGGAAAAGGAGCAAUUCCAUCUCUUUUUGUUGUUGAGUUCCUACUCUUCCUGGCGGCAUCCAAAGAUAAUCGCUGGAUGAAUGCUCUACUCACAGAAUUUGGAGAUGGAAGUAGGGAUGUCCUAGAAGAUAUUGGACGAGUACACCGGGAAGUGCUUUGGCAAAUUUCACUUUUUGAAGAAAAGAAAGUUGAGCCUGAAGCUAGUUCUCCUUUAGCAACUGACUCCCAGCAAGACACUGCUUUGGGGGAUGUUGAUGAUAAUAGAUACACAUCCUUCAGGCAAUAUCUUGAUCCUCUUUUAAGGCGAAGGGGCUCUGGUUGGAAUAUUGAAUCACAGGUGUCUGACCUCAUUAAUAUCUACCGUGAUAUUGGUCGUGCAGCUGGUGACUCUCAGAGAUAUCCUAGUGCAGGGUUGCCCUCAAGUUCUUCUCAAGACCAGCCUACCAGUUCAUCUGAUGCAAGUUCUAGCACAAAAUCAGAAGAGGACAAGAAAAAGUCUGAGCAUUCAUCCUGCUGUGACAUGAUGAGGUCACUCUCUUACCACAUCAACCAUCUUUUCAUGGAGCUUGGGAAAGCAAUGCUUCUUACAUCUCGUCGGGAGAACAGUCCUGUAAAUUUAUCUGCAUCAGUUGUAUCUGUUGCUAGCAGUGUUGCAUCUAUUGUGUUGGAGCACCUCAAUUUUGAGGGGCACACAAUUAGUUCUGAAAGAGAGAUUAUUGUUUCCACAAAGUGCCGAUACCUUGGGAAGGUGGUUGAAUUCAUUGAUGGUAUAUUGUUAGACAGGCCAGAAUCAUGCAACCCAAUCAUGCUGAACUCAUUUUAUUGCCGUGGUGUUAUUCAGGCUAUUUUAACCACAUUUGAAGCUACCAGUGAGUUGCUCUUUUCUAUGAACAGGCUGCCAUCAUCGCCUAUGGAGACGGACAGUAAGAGUGUGAAGGAAGAGAAAGAGACAGAUUCGUCAUGGAUAUAUGGUCCACUCUCCAGCUAUGGUGCAAUUCUGGACCAUCUAGUGACAUCAUCAUUUAUUCUCUCUUCCUCAACAAGACAAUUACUGGAGCAGCCUAUUUUUAGUGGAAAUACCAGGUUUCCCCAAGAUGCAGAAAAGUUCAUGAAGCUGCUUCAGUCAAAAGUUCUGAAGACUGUUCUUCCCAUCUGGGCCCAUCCUCAAUUUCCAGAAUGUAAUGUUGAGUUAAUUAGUUCAGUCACAUCUAUCAUGAGGCAUGUUUACUCUGGGGUUGAAGUGAAAAACACUGUUAUCAAUACUGGUGCCCGUUUGGCUGGUCCACCCCCUGAUGAGAAUGCAAUUUCUCUGAUUGUAGAGAUGGGCUUUUCUCGUGCCAGAGCUGAGGAAGCACUCAGACAAGUUGGAACGAACAGUGUUGAAAUUGCAACUGAUUGGUUAUUCUCACACCCAGAGGAACCACAAGAGGAUGAUGAACUUGCUCGAGCUCUUGCAAUGUCUUUAGGAAAUUCUGAUACAUCUGCACAGGAGGAAGAUGGCAAAUCGAAUGAUCUAGAACUUGAAGAAGAAACUGUUCAGCUGCCUCCCAUAGAUGAAGUAUUAUCUUCAUGUCUUAGGCUUCUGCAGUCAAAGGAAACAUUAGCUUUCCCUGUUCGGGACAUGCUUUUGACUAUGAGCUCACAGAAUGAUGGCCAAAAUCGAGUAAAGGUCCUUACAUAUUUGAUUGAUCACCUGAAAAACUGUCUGAUGUCAUCUGAUCCUUUAAAGAGCACUGCGUUGUCUGCUCUUUUUCAUGUCCUUGCUUUGAUUCUCCAUGGAGACACUGCAGCCCGGGAAGUUGCUUCAAAGGCUGGUCUUGUCAAGGUUGCUUUGAACCUGCUGUGCAGCUGGGAGUUGGAGCCAAGGCAAGGUGAGAUAAGUGAUGUUCCAAAUUGGGUUACUUCAUGCUUUCUUUCUAUUGAUAGAAUGCUCCAGUUGGAUCCGAAGUUGCCAGAUGUUACUGAACUUGAUGUACUUAGAAAGGACAAUUCAAACACACAAACAUCAGUAGUGAUUGAUGACAGCAAGAAAAGGGAAUCAGAAACUUCAUCAAGUACAGGGUUAUUGGACUUGGAGGACCAGAAGCAACUCUUGAAGAUUUGCUGUAAAUGCAUUCAGAAGCAGUUGCCUUCUGCUACCAUGCAUGCCAUUCUUCAGUUGUGUGCCACGUUAACUAAACUUCAUGCUGCUGCAAUAAGUUUUCUUGAGUCUGGUGGCCUGCAUGCAUUGCUAAGUUUGCCCACAAGUAGCUUGUUUUCUGGAUUCAACAGUGUGGCUUCUACAAUCAUUCGUCAUAUUUUGGAAGAUCCUCAUACUCUUCAGCAAGCAAUGGAGUUAGAGAUACGCCACAGUCUUGUCACAGCUGCUAAUCGUCAUGCGAAUCCGAGGGUUACACCACGCAAUUUUGUCCAGAAUUUGGCGUUUGUUGUAUAUAGAGACCCUGUUAUAUUUAUGAAAGCUGCACAAGCUGUGUGCCAGAUUGAGAUGGUGGGCGAUAGACCAUAUGUUGUUUUGUUGAAGGACCGUGAAAAAGAAAAAAACAAGGAAAAAGAGAAGGACAAGCCUGCUGAUAAGGAUAAAGCAGCAGGUGCAGCCACAAAGAUGACUUCAGGAGACAUGGCUUUAGGAUCUCCUGUAAGUUCUCAAGGGAAACAGACUGAUCUGAAUGCAAAGAAUGUGAAAUCUAAUCGCAAACCUCCACAAAGUUUUGUCACUGUUAUUGAGUAUCUGCUAGAUCUGGUUAUGUCCUUCAUUCCUCCACCUAGAGCAGAGGAUCGACCUGAUGGUGAAUCUGGUACUGCAUCAUCUGCAGACAUGGAUAUUGAUAGUAGCUCAGUAAAAGGCAAAGGUAAAGCUGUUGCUGUCACAACUGAAGAGUCCAAGCAUGCAGUCCAAGAGGCUACUGCAUCUCUCGCUAAAACUGCAUUUGUUCUGAAGCUAUUAACAGAUGUUCUUCUGACCUAUGCAUCAUCCAUUCAAGUUGUUCUUCGCCAUGAUGCUGAUUUGAGCAACACCCGUGGUCUUAACCGGACUGGCAUAAGCAGUGGUGGGGUUUUCAAUCAUAUCUUGCAGCAUUUCCUUCCACAUUCUGCAAAGCAAAAGAAAGAGAGGAAAGCUGAUGGUGAUUGGAGGUAUAAAUUGGCAACGAGAGCUAAUCAAUUCUUGGUGGCUUCAUCUAUUCGGUCUGCAGAAGGUAGAAAAAGGAUCUUUUCUGAAAUCUGCAGCAUAUUUGUUGAUUUCACGGACUCCCCUACUGGUUGCAAACCCCCAAUAUUAAGGAUGAAUGCAUAUGUUGAUUUGCUUAAUGAUAUUCUGUCAGCCCGCUCACCAACUGGCUCAUCCUUGUCAUCGGAAUCUGCAGUUACUUUUGUUGAAGUUGGUCUUGUUCAGUAUUUAUCAAAAACACUUGAAGUUAUAGAUUUGGAUCACCCUGAUUCAGCAAAGAUUGUAACUUCUAUUGUUAAGGCCCUUGAGGUCGUUACAAAGGAGCAUGUUCAUUCGGCAGAUUUGAAUUCCAAAGGGGAGAACUCAUCAAAGGUUGUGUCUGACCAGGGCAAUCUAGAUCCAUCGUCAAAUAGGUUCCAAGCUCUUGACACACCCCAGCCUACUGAAAUGGUUACUGAUCAUAGGGAAGCUUUCAAUGCUGUUCAAACUUCACAAAGUUCAGACUCAGUGGCUGAUGAGAUGGACCAUGACCGUGAUCUGGAUGGAGGAUUUGCUCGUGAUGGUGAAGAUGACUUUAUGCAUGAGAUUGCUGAAGAUGGAACUCCAAAUGAGUCCACAAUGGAAAUCAGAUUUGAAAUUCCACGAAAUAGAGAGGAUGAUAUGGCUGAUGAUGAUGAUGACAGUGAUGAGGAUAUGUCAGCUGAUGAUGGUGAGGAGGUUGAUGAAGAUGAGGAUGAAGAUGAAGAGAACAACAACUUGGAGGAGGACGAUGCCCAUCAGAUGUCUCAUCCUGACACAGAUCAGGAUGACCGUGAGAUGGAUGAAGAGGAGUUUGAUGAAGAUCUGCUAGAAGAAGAUGAUGAUGAGGAUGAGGAUGAGGAAGGAGUCAUCCUUCGCCUAGAGGAGGGUAUUAACGGAAUUAAUGUGUUUGACCAUAUUGAGGUUUUUGGGGGUGGAAGCAACAAUUUGUCUGGGGAUACACUACGUGUGAUGCCGUUAGACAUUUUUGGAACAAGACGGCAAGGUCGUAGUACAUCCAUAUACAACCUUCUUGGGAGAGCAGGUGAUCAUGGUGUUUUUGACCACCCACUCUUGGAGGAGCCCUCUUCAGUAUUACAUCUUCCACAACAGAGACAACAAGAAAACUUAGUUGAGAUGGCCUUCUCUGAUCGGAAUCAUGAGAAUAGUUCUUCCCGUCUGGAUGCAAUUUUCCGGAGCCUGCGAAGUAGCCGGAGUGGGCACCGUUUUAAUAUGUGGCUAGAUGAUGGUCCCCAGCGCACUGGAUCAGCCGCUCCUGCAGUACCUGAAGGCAUUGAAGAGCUGCUGGUCUCUCAGUUGAGGCGGCCUACUCCUGAACAACCUGACGACCAGCCUGCUGGUGGCAUUCAAGAAAAUGAUCAAUCCAAUCAGCAACAUUUGAAUGGGUCGGAAACUGAGGCAAGAGAAGAAGCACCAACAGAACAAAAUGAAAACAAUGAAAAUGCAGUUACUCUGGCUACAAGGCCUGAGUUAGAUGGUUCUGAAAGUACUGGUCCUGAACCUCACAGUGAUGCACUUCAAAGAGAGGUGUCUGGUGCAAGUGAGCAUGUCACAGAGAUGCAAUAUGAACGUAGUGAUGCUGUAGUACGUGAUGUAGAAGCUGUCAGCCAGGCAAGCAGUGGUAGCGGUGCUACUUUAGGGGAAAGCCUUAGAAGUUUAGAGGUGGAGAUAGGAAGUGUUGAAGGGCAUGAUGAUGGCGAUCGGCAUGGGGCUUCAGACAGGCUACCUUUGGGUGAUUCACAGGCAGCUUCCCGAUCAAGGAGGCCAUCUGGAAGCAUUGUUCCAGGUAGCAGCAGAGAUAUAUCUCUGGAGAGUGUCAGCGAGGUUCCUCAAAAUCAAAACCAAGAAGCUGAUCAGAACACUGAUGAGGGGGAUCAGGAGCCUAACAGAGCUACUGACACUGACUCAAUUGAUCCUACAUUUUUGGAGGCUCUUCCAGAGGAUUUACGGGCUGAAGUUCUUUCUUCGCGUCAAAAUCAAGUGACCCAGACUUCUAAUGAACAACCUCAGAAUGAUGGGGAUAUUGAUCCUGAGUUCCUUGCUGCACUUCCUCCUGAUAUACGAGAAGAAGUUCUAGCCCAACAACGUGCACAAAGGUUGCAACAGUCACAAGAAUUAGAAGGACAGCCCGUUGAAAUGGAUGCUGUUUCAAUUAUCGCAACAUUCCCUUCAGAAAUUCGGGAGGAGGUGCUUUUAACAUCUCCAGAUACCUUGCUGGCUACACUGACACCUGCACUAGUUGCUGAAGCCAAUAUGUUACGGGAGAGAUUUGCUCAUCGGUAUCAUAGUGGCUCCCUUUUUGGUAUGAACUCCAGGGGCAGGAGAGGUGAGUCCUCUCGACGUGGUGACAUAAUCGGCUCAAGCCUUGAUAGAAAUGCUGGUGAUUCCUCUCGACAACCAAGUAGCAAGCCAAUUGAAACGGAAGGAUCUCCUCUUGUUGACAAGGAUGCUCUUAAAGCUCUUAUUAGGCUGCUUCGAGUUGUUCAGCCUCUAUACAAAGGUCAAUUGCAGAGGCUUCUCUUGAACCUUUGUGCUCAUAGGGAAAGCAGGAAGUCCUUGGUUCAAAUUCUAGUGGACAUGCUUAUGCUUGAUCUGCAGGGCUCUUCGAAGAAAUCAAUUGAUGCAACUGAGCCACCAUUUAGGCUAUAUGGGUGCCAUGCAAACAUCACGUAUUCACGCCCUCAAUCCACGGAUGGCGUGCCUCCAUUAGUUUCUCGUCGUGUUCUUGAAACUCUUACAUACUUGGCAAGAAAUCAUCCGAACGUGGCUAAACUCUUGCUAUUUCUUGAGUUCCCUUGCCCACCAACUUGCCAUGCUGAAACACCCGAUCAGAGACGCGGCAAGGCUGUUCUUAUGGAAGGUGACAGUGAACAGAAUGCGUUUGCACUUGUCCUACUUUUAACUUUAUUGAAUCAGCCACUCUAUAUGAGGAGUGUAGCUCAUCUUGAACAGUUACUAAACCUUCUCGAAGUUGUCAUGCUCAAUGCUGAGAAUGAAAUUACACAAGCUAAGCUGGAAGCGGCAUCUGAAAAACCACCUGGACCUGAGAAUGCAAUGCAAGAUGCCCAAGAGGGCGCAAAUGCUGCUGGAUCAUCUGGAUCCAAGUCCAAUACUGAGGAUAGUAGCAAAUCCCCUCCAGUUGACAGCGAAAGUAGCCUGCAAAAGGUUCUGCAUAGUCUUCCCCAGGGAGAGCUUAGACUACUAUGUUCACUGCUUGCACAUGAUGGGUUGUCAGACAAUGCAUAUCUCCUUGUAGCAGAAGUUCUGAAAAAGAUUGUAGCUCUGGCUCCAUUCUUCUGUUGCCAUUUCAUAAAUGAACUUGCACACUCAAUGCAAAAUUUGACGCUUUGUGCAAUGAAGGAGCUUCACUUGUACGAGGACUCUGAAAAAGCUCUUCUUAGCACAUCAUCAGCAAAUGGGACUGCAAUUCUUAGAGUUGUGCAGGCUUUGAGUUCUCUUGUGACCACUCUGCAAGAGAGAAAGGAUUCGGAUCAUCCUGCUGAAAAGGAUCAUUCUGAUGCAUUAUCCCAGAUUUCUGAAAUUAACACGGCAUUGGAUGCAUUAUGGUUGGAGCUGAGUAAUUGCAUAAGCAAAAUAGAGAGCUCUUCGGAAUACGCAUCGAAUCUGAGUCCUGCUUCUGCAAAUACAGCUACAUUGACCACAGGUGUAGCACCUCCGUUGCCAGCUGGAACUCAGAAUAUAUUACCAUACAUUGAAUCAUUUUUCGUGACAUGUGAGAAGUUACGCCCUGGGCAACCUGACGCUGUUCAAGAAGCUUCAACAUCUGACAUGGAGGAUGCAUCAACUUCUAGUGGUGGGCAGAAAUCAUCUGGAAGCCAUGCCAAUCUUGAUGAGAAGCACAAUGCUUUCGUUAAAUUCUCGGAAAAACACAGAAGAUUGUUGAACGCAUUUAUCCGUCAGAAUCCUGGGCUACUGGAGAAGUCAUUCUCUCUAAUGUUGAAAAUCCCUCGGUUGAUUGAAUUUGACAACAAACGUGCAUAUUUCCGGUCUAAAAUUAAGCACCAGCAUGAUCAUCAUCAUAGCCCUGUUAGAAUUUCUGUGCGACGGGCAUACAUUCUGGAGGACUCAUAUAACCAGCUUAGGAUGCGCUCACCACUGGAUUUGAAGGGUAGACUGACUGUUCAUUUCCAAGGUGAAGAAGGCAUUGAUGCGGGUGGACUAACAAGAGAAUGGUAUCAGCUGCUAUCACGAGUUAUUUUUGAUAAGGGCGCCCUUCUAUUUACGACUGUUGGAAAUGAUUUGACAUUUCAACCAAACCCUAACUCCGUUUAUCAGACUGAACAUCUCUCAUAUUUCAAAUUUGUUGGGCGAGUGGUUGGUAAAGCUCUAUUCGAUGGCCAACUUUUGGAUGUCCAUUUUACGAGAUCUUUCUACAAGCACAUAUUAGGUGUCAAGGUUACUUACCAUGACAUUGAAGCAAUUGAUCCUGCGUAUUUCAAAAAUUUGAAAUGGAUGCUUGAGAAUGACAUAAGUGAUGUUUUGGAUCUCUCCUUCAGCAUGGAUGCAGAUGAAGAGAAGCGGAUAUUAUAUGAGAAAGCAGAGGUGACUGAUUAUGAGUUGAUUCCUGGAGGCCGAAACAUUAAGGUGACAGAGGAGAACAAGCAUGAAUAUGUGAACCGGGUUGCAGAACACCGUUUAACCACUGCUAUUAGACCUCAAAUCAAUGCUUUUAUGGAGGGAUUUAAUGAGCUUAUCCCUGAGGAGCUGAUAUCAAUCUUUAACGACAAAGAGCUUGAACUGCUAAUCAGUGGACUCCCAGACAUUGACUUGGACGAUCUAAAAGCAAAUACAGAAUAUUCUGGCUACAGUAUAGCUUCUCCAGUCAUUCAGUGGUUCUGGGAGAUUGUCCAAGGGUUCAGCAAGGAGGACAAAGCCCGAUUCCUUCAAUUUGUUACUGGCACAUCAAAGGUACCUCUGGAAGGUUUUAGUGCACUCCAAGGAAUAUCUGGACCGCAACGAUUCCAGAUACACAAGGCCUACGGAAGCACCAACCAUCUGCCUUCAGCUCAUACCUGCUUUAACCAACUAGACCUGCCUGAGUACACAUCGAAAGAGCAGCUCCAGGAGAGAUUGCUAUUAGCUAUUCAUGAGGCAAAUGAAGGUUUUGGAUUCGGUUAACAGGUCUCUCCCGCACUUGUGUGCGAGAAAUCUCCGAGUUUGUACAGAUACUGUCAGAGCUGCAAUAGGCGAGCAGAAUGUGCACGGGCCUGUUCCUUAACCUGCUACUACUAGAGAUUCCACUGAUGUCCAGCAUCAACCAUUUGGCGCUGGUCCCUGGAGAUCCGUUAGAAAAGUGCCGUCUGCCCACGCGCGAACUGGUUGCUGCAAAGAGAAUGUGCAGGGAGGUGUAGCGGGGAGUGCUAGAAGACAACAACUAUUUGGUGUUCAUAAUAUUUUUUUUCCCUUUUGGGUCUUUUUUGGCCAUUUGCCCCGUUAAUAGAUUUCACCUUCUCUAUACAUUCGACCUGUAUGGAAAAUUUUCUUUUGCCUUUCUAUUUGAGUUUGUUUUGGGGGGCCAUAGACCGGUGGAAUGCAAGCAACAUUAAGUCGAAUGCAAGUUUUCCAUCGCUA